AUGGGACAGAGUAACAAUGUGACAGAAUUUGUCCUCCUAGGACUCACUCAGGAUCCUGACGGCCAAAAAGCACUAUUUGCCAUGUUUUUGCUCAUCUACAUUGUGACAAUGGUGGGCAACCUGCUCAUCGUCAUGACUGUUAUUGUCAGCCCUUCCUUGGGAUCCCCCAUGUACUUCUUCCUUGCCUAUCUGUCACUCAUGGAUGCUGUUUAUUCUACUGCCACGUGCCCUAAAAUGAUCGUAGACUUACUAUGUGAUAAAAAGACCAUUUCCUUCCCAGCUUGCAUGGGACAACUCUUUAUAGAACACUUAUUUGGUGGUGCUGAGGUCUUUCUUCUGGUGGCAAUGGCUUAUGACCGCUACGUGGCCAUUUGUAAACCACUGCACUACUUGACCAUCAUGAAUCGGCAGGUUUGCAUUCUAUUGCUGGUAGUGGCUUGGGUUGGAGGUUUUUUGCACUCUGUGGUUCAACUUCUCUUUGUAUACAGGCUCCCCUUCUGUGGCCCCAACGUCAUUGAUCACUUCAUUUGUGACAUGUAUCCAUUAUUGGAACUUGCUUGUACUGACACCUAUUUUAUAGGCCUUACUGUGGUUGCCAAUGGUGGAGCCAUAUGUAUAAUCAUCUUCAUACUUCUACUAAUCUCUUAUGGGGUCAUCUUAAACUCCCUGAAGACUCACAGUCAAGAAGGGAGGCGCAAAGCCCUGUCUACCUGCAGCUCCCAUAUCACAGUGGUUGUCCUCUUUUUUGUCCCCUGUAUUUUCAUGUAUGUUAGACCUGUUUCCAACUUUCCCAUUGACAAAUCUGUGUCUGUGGUUUUUACAGUUAUCACUCCCAUGCUAAAUCCUCUAAUAUACACCUUGAGAAAUUCUGAAAUGAAAAGUGCUAUGGAAAAACUCUGGAGGAAAAAGUUAACUGCAGGUAGAAUAGAAAACAGGCAUCCACACUGA
This is a messenger RNA of Chrysochloris asiatica (Cape golden mole), 948 nucleotides long. RefSeq names its product olfactory receptor 4A16-like. Gene Ontology annotation, cellular component: membrane. Gene Ontology annotation, molecular function: olfactory receptor activity; G protein-coupled receptor activity. Bases 1 to 948 code for a protein of 315 amino acids. NCBI's taxonomy places the organism in Eukaryota, Metazoa, Chordata, Mammalia, Afrosoricida, Chrysochloridae. Gene Ontology annotation, biological process: G protein-coupled receptor signaling pathway. The record is from RefSeq and is a predicted model, not a curated record. The transcript has a single exon.